AUUUUCAUCUUCUACAAAAUAUAUGUGUAGAACAUAUUCAAGAGCGAUAUCACAAUACUUGAUACUACCAGUAGCAAAGUGGACGGUACUUGAGAAUGGACAUUGUUAACGUAUGCCAUCAUGGUGUAUUAUAGAUUUUAUAACGUAAAUACAAUUCGUGAAUCUGAAUAAACAUACGGCACAACUCAAAAGGAAUACAAUAUUACUUCUCCAAAGGGCAAAACACGUUUAAAAUUGUGAAUAAACCUGACACCAUUACUCAAGAGGAGCACUAUAUAACAUUCAAUGCGGAGCAGUUUUACUACUGAAUGAAGUAAAGCACAUGACAUAGCACUCAAAAGGAACACAAUAUAAAUUUUCCAAAACGGGAAAAGAUAAUACCUCACGUAAAACAUAUGCCAUAUCUCCAAAGAAAGAUAACAUAACACCCCAAACAGGGAAAAUAUACUAGUAAAAUAGAAUGACUCUAUCCGAAUUACUGAGUGGAAAACGGAAAUUUAUAGCUAUAGGGAUAGCAGUGGGAAUAUGCGUUAUCCUUGGUAUAUCGAUUGGAGUAGGGGUACACAUAUCCAGCCAGCAGGGUGGACAGAUUGGUGUGACGGAAAAUCCUAGCAAUGGAACUACUGAAGUCCCUUGGGAAAUAACAACUGGAAUACCUGAUCGAAAAUAUAUAAUGGCCUGUUACUAUACCAAUUGGGCACAAUAUCGACCAGAUGGUUACAAGUUCUUUCCCGAAGACAUUGAUCCCUUCCUGUGUACGCAUCUCAUCUACGCCUUCGCCAACAUGACUGGAAACCAAUUAUCAACAUUUGAAUGGAAUGAUAUCGACAUGUAUAGACGUUUUAAUGCUCUGAAAGCUAACAACACCAAUCUCAAAACUCUCUUGGCAGUUGGCGGUUGGAACUUCGGGACGGAGCGUUUUUCUGACAUGGUUUCGACUCCUGAAAAUAUACAAGAAUUUGUCACAACGACUAUUGAUUUUCUCAGACUCCAUGGGUUUGAUGGACUGGAUCUUGACUGGGAGUACCCUGCACAACGUGGUAGUCCCCCUGAAGAUAAACAACGAUUUACUACGCUCUGUAGGGAACUUAGACAAGGCUUCGAGGAUGAGGCAACUAGAACAGGGCGUUCGCGUCUCAUUGUCAGCGCCGCUGUUGGGGCUGGGAAAUAUGCAGCGGAUACAUCGUACGAAAUAGAGAGAAUUUCAGAGUACUUAGACGAUAUAUUCUUGAUGUUGUAUGACAUGCAACCGACUGGCUACAAAUACACGGGACAUCAUAGUCCGCUAUAUGCAAACCCUGUUAUAGGAGACGCUUCUAAAGACAAUAACGUUAAUUUUUCUGUGAACUACUGGGUUGCCAAUGGCGCCGAUCCCCGGAAGUUGAUAGUAGGAAUGCCCACAUUUGGCAGAACGAUGAAUCUGACGUUUACAGAAAAUCAUGCGGUUGGCGCGUGUUCAAAUGGACGUGGAGCAUCCGCCCCUGGAACAAGAGAGGAUGGAUACAUAGCAUAUCAUGAGAUUUGUAGUCUCUUAGAAGAUGGAGCUAUUGAAUACUGGGAUCCCUUCCAGCAAGUUCCCUUCUCUGUGCAUAUCCCCUCGAGUAGGUGGGUGGGAUACGAUAACACAAGGAGUCUAAGGAUAAAGGUGGAAUGGUUAAAACGAAGUGGAUUUGGUGGAGCCAUGGUGUGGGCACUUGCGCUAGAUGAUUUCUCUAAUGUUUGCAGCUUACAUACCGGGCGCUUCCCGCUCAUGAACGCAAUCAAAGACGCUCUCUUGGGUAUAAACUAGACAUUGGGGGUGUGCUUUGGAUCGAGGAGUUGGUUUACAAAGAGUUUAAAAUAGGAAUUGAAUUAAAAGAGACUUGUAGCUGAUACUUGAAUUUGGUCCUACAAAAAUAUAUUGUAAUACAGUAAAACCUGACUUAGUGAAAACCUCUCUCUAGUGAACACCUGCCUCUAGUGGACACUAUUCCUCCGCACGUACAUU
Molecule: messenger RNA, 1987 nt
Organism: Owenia fusiformis
Lineage: Eukaryota; Metazoa; Annelida; Polychaeta; Sabellida; Oweniidae
Source: the annotation of a GenBank genome assembly